CACCAAGAAGAUCUCUACCGAAAAGAAAAAAAAACUGGAAAUAGCCGUCUGCACAUCUCGAAGACUUUCACUCUCAUAAUCUCAUUCAACUCAACUCAAGUACAAGGUUUCCAGAUCCAAUCAAAGUGUAGAAAAUGUUUCUUACAAGGACUGAGUAUGAUAGAGGAGUGAACACAUUCUCUCCAGAAGGCAGGUUGUUCCAGGUUGAGUAUGCUAUUGAGGCCAUCAAGCUGGGUUCAACUGCAAUUGGGUUGAAGACAAAAGAAGGAGUUGUCCUUGCUGUUGAGAAACGGAUCACUUCACCACUCCUGGAACCUAGCAGUGUUGAAAAAAUUAUGGAAAUAGACAACCACAUAGGAUGUGCUAUGAGUGGAUUGAUUGCUGAUGCUCGUACGCUUGUUGAACAUGCACGAGUGGAAACUCAGAACCAUAGAUUCUCAUAUGGUGAGCCAAUGACUGUGGAAUCAACAACUCAAGCACUUUGCGAUCUCGCACUACGUUUUGGUGAAGGUGAUGAGGAAUCCAUGUCUCGUCCUUUUGGAGUAUCUCUUCUUAUUGCCGGUCAUGAUGAGAAUGGGCCCAGCUUGUACUAUACAGAUCCGUCUGGCACAUUCUGGCAAUGCAAUGCCAAAGCUAUUGGUUCAGGUUCAGAAGGAGCUGACAGUUCUCUUCAAGAACAAUUUAACAAGGACCUUACCCUUCAAGAAGCGGAAACAAUUGCUUUGUCCAUUCUGAAGCAAGUUAUGGAAGAAAAGGUGACUCCAAACAAUGUUGAUAUUGCAAAGGUAGCUCCAACAUAUCAUCUCUAUACACCUGCUGAGGUGGAGGCAGUCAUUAGUCGCCUAUGAGCAUGAGAAGAAAAUCAUAUUAUGAACAAUCUUGGCUAGCUUCAGUUGUGUUUCAGCUCACUGCAAUGCAUGCACCUACAUUUUAGUUUGGGAAACAAUUUUUAUAUCUGCUUUUGAUUGAGGUUGGACUCAUUAAACUUGUUUUGGUGCUGAACUGAGCUACUCAUUAUUAAUACCUCUGAAAACCACGUUUGGAUGCUGAACGAAUUAUCAGUUGUAUGAAUCAAUCAAUUGCUACUAAUCAAAAUUUUUAUUUUGAUUGGAUUUAAA
Mangifera indica (mango) is the source of this 1118-nucleotide messenger RNA. Its product is annotated as proteasome subunit alpha type-5. NCBI's taxonomy places the organism in Eukaryota, Viridiplantae, Streptophyta, Magnoliopsida, Sapindales, Anacardiaceae. Bases 135 to 848 code for a protein of 237 amino acids. Gene Ontology annotation, cellular component: proteasome core complex, alpha-subunit complex; proteasome core complex; nucleus. The transcript has 10 exons. The record is from RefSeq and is a predicted model, not a curated record. Gene Ontology annotation, biological process: proteasome-mediated ubiquitin-dependent protein catabolic process.